Messenger RNA from Cylindrotheca closterium, 645 nucleotides. NCBI's taxonomy places the organism in Eukaryota, Bacillariophyta, Bacillariophyceae, Bacillariales, Bacillariaceae. The record is from the annotation of a GenBank genome assembly.
AUGUCUUUUCUAAUGAAGCUCCAAGAAGAAGGACGACGGGCCAAGAGCACGUUGAAAAAGACCAAUACUGUGGUGACUGACACCUCUGGCAGAAAGCUUGAUUCAGAGACUGGAUCCUACGAAGUCGUGCUAGGUUUCGUCGAAGAUACUUGUCCAGAUCCAGGGGUCUACGAGUGUGCAAACAACGUGUACAUUGGAUCUCAAGAUGCAGCUCUCAAUUGGGACGGCAUGGAAGUACCAAGGAAGAAAUCAAACGUUGACAAGAACUAUUUCCCAGGAAUGAAAGAAAUCGGCAUUACUCACGUAUUGAAUCUAUUCAGUGCGGAGCGGCCGUUUGAAAACCAAGAUGUUGUAUACAUGAAUCACACCUUGAUGGAUAUUCCCGAGCAGAAGCUGUUGGAUACUCUAGAUGUUCCACUCCAAUUUAUCGAGAAAAUUCUCGCCGAAGAUGGGAAGGUGCUUGUGCAUUGCAAUGCUGGAGUGUCUCGAUCCGCUGCCAUCAUCAUUGCGCACCUAAUCAAGCACCAGAGAAUGAGUUAUGAUUCUGCCUUGGAAAGGAUCCGUCACCAUAGACCUUCUGCAAAGCCGAAUGCUGGUUUCGAGCAGCAACUACGGCAAUUCGAGACAGACAUCCUCAAUCCGUAA